AUGUCGUUUACUCCAGACUCAGAAAUAGGUAUAGAAUUAAAAAACUUAUUGAUAAAUGAAAUACAAAGGCGAUUUUCAAGAAGUCUAGAUGAUGCCAGUGAUAUAUCUGAUUAUUUAAUUUAUUUAAUUGCAAAUCAAAAGAAUCAUGAUGAAAUUGUAAAUGAAGUCAAAGAUAUUGCUGAUAUACCUAUUGAUACAUUAUUUGUUCAAGAAGUAUUUGUAGAAAUUCAAAAAUUGGAAAAUAAACAAAAUCAAACAGGGGUGAUAAUUCAAGAUUCAGAAGAACCUAAAGUUUCUGCAAGUCUGAAUGAAAAUCCAUGGUUACAACCUAAUCAACAACAUCAUGCAGUUUCAGUUACUUUGCCUUCUGGUCCAAAACGAGAAUUAACAGAUGAGGAGAGACGAGCUUUAAGAGAGAAGAGAUUUGGAACUGUUAAUAAUUCAACUAGAUCACAUAAUGGUAUUUCAAAAACUUCAAGACAUGAUAGAAAUGGUCAUGGUCAUGAUAAUAGACAUUCUCGUAAUAAUGACAGACAUACUCAAAGAUUAACAAAAGCUUUAGAAUCACAACAAGGUAAUAUAAAUUUUACAAAUAAAUUACAAAUUCCAAAAGGUAGAUGUCCAAAUUUUCCUAAAUGUGAUAAUAAACAAUGUGAACUUGCUCAUCCUACAAAAACAUGCUUUUCAUGGCCAAAUUGUCCAAAUCCAUCAGGUACUUGUAAUUUCUUACAUCCAGAUCAAGAUCAAGAAUUGAUGGAAAAAUUAGAACAAUCUCAAAAACAAUUUGAAGAAAAGAAAUUAAAUAAAUUAUUAGUUUCACAAGGUUCAUGUAAAUUUGGUUUAAAAUGUGCUAAAGAAAGUUGUCCAUUUGCUCAUCCAAGUCCAGUUAAUGAAAAUGCUAAAAUUGAAACAUUGGAAUGGUGUUCACAAGGUAAAAAUUGUCAAGAUCCAAACUGUACUAAAUCUCAUCCUCCACCCCCAACAGCAACAAAAGAACCUUUACAAUCAGCGACUGAAAUAGCUUUAGAACAAUGUAAAUUUGGUUCUCAAUGUACAAAUUAUAAAUGUCCAAGAAGACAUGCUUUACUGACUGUUCCAUGCCGUGCUGGAGCUGAAUGUAGAAGAAUUGAUUGUACAUUUGCUCAUCCAAUACUAGAACAAUGUAGGUUUGGUAUUAAUUGUAAAAAUAAAAAUUGUUUAUAUCAACAUCCAGAAGGUAGACAAGUUACAUCAAAUACAUGGUCAAAAGACGAAGGUAAUGCUAAUUCAACAACUGAAAGAAGCUUUGCUGUACCUGAAGAUCAAGUUAUGGAACAAGCUGUUCAACAAUGA
Insectozyma verbasci is the source of this 1332-nucleotide messenger RNA. Lineage: Eukaryota; Fungi; Ascomycota; Pichiomycetes; Serinales; Debaryomycetaceae. The record is from the annotation of a GenBank genome assembly.